Messenger RNA from Microthlaspi erraticum, 1302 nucleotides. The record is from the annotation of a GenBank genome assembly. NCBI's taxonomy places the organism in Eukaryota, Viridiplantae, Streptophyta, Magnoliopsida, Brassicales, Brassicaceae.
AUGUCUCCCAUUUCAAAACCAGUCUUCUUCUUCUCCUUCGUCUUCUUCCUCAUCAACAACACUUCUCUCACAUCCUCUUUCUCUCUCCACCUCCCUCUCAAAUCCCUCCCACUCUCUCCUCCCACCACCAAAUUCGCCACCUCCCUCCUCUCCCGCCGGAACCCAUCUCCGUCGUCGUCUCCUCCAUACAACUUCCGAUCAAAAUUCAAAUACUCAAUGGCUUUAAUCAUCCCUCUCCCAAUCGGAACACCGCCACAAACCCAACAAAUGGUUCUCGACACCGGAAGCCAACUAUCAUGGAUCCAAUGCCACCGCAAAAAAAUCAUCCCUCCGCCGAAAACCACGUUCGAUCCGUCGCUCUCCUCCUCCUUCUCCGAUUUGCCUUGCUCUCAUCCUCUCUGUAAACCGCGAAUUCCCGAUUUUACCCUCCCCACCUCUUGCGACUCCAACCGUCUCUGCCACUACUCUUACUUCUACGCAGACGGUACCUUCGCCGAGGGCAAUCUCGUCAAAGAAAAAAUCACUUUCUCGAAUACCCAAAGUACCCCUCCUUUGAUACUCGGCUGCGCUACCGAAUCUUCAGAUGAUAGGGGUAUUUUGGGAAUGAAUCGUGGUCGUCUGUCUUUCGUCUCGCAAGCUAAGGUUUCGAAAUUCUCUUACUGUAUACCUCCGAAAUCGAACCGGCCCGGUUUUACACCGACCGGUUCGUUUUACCUCGGGGAUAACCCGAAUUCUCGCGGGUUUACGUAUGUUUCUCUGUUGACUUUUCCCGAGAGUCAACGAAUGCCGAAUCUGGAUCCUCUCGCUUACACUGUACCGAUGAUUGGGAUUCGAAUUGGUCGAAAGAAGCUUAACAUUUCCGGUUCAGUUUUUAGACCGGAUGCAGGCGGGUCGGGUCAAACCAUGGUUGAUUCGGGAUCCGAGUUUACUCACUUGGUCGAUGCAGCUUACGAGAAAGUGAGAGAAGAGAUAGUGAGACUUGUAGGGCCCAGACUCAAGAAGGAUUACGUGUACGGCGGAACAGCUGACAUGUGUUUCACUGGAAACGCGGUGGAGAUCCAACGGUUGAUAGGCGAUCUCGCGUUUGAGUUUAGGAGAGGAGUUGAGAUACUUGUUCCGAAAGAGAGGGUUUUGGCUAACGUGGGAGGUGGGAUCCACUGCGUUGGAAUCGGACGGUCGAGCAUGCUUGGAGCAGCUAGUAAUAUAAUCGGGAACGUUCAUCAGCAGAAUCUGUGGGUUGAGUUUGAUGUGACCAAUAGGAGAGUGGGAUUCGCUAAAGCUGAUUGUAGCAGAUUACAGUGA